AUGUCAUACUUGCGUGUAGUCAAGUCUGGCUGGCGCAACAGGUUGAAUGAACGUAACUUGACUGAUUUAUUGCGCAAUAAAGUGACAGGUCCAACCCUGCACGUUUUCUGUGAGCGUUUUGGAGAGCUCGCUGUGGACCUCUGGAAGAGUGAUAAAUCACGGAGGAAGACCCAAAGGAAACGAAAACAGUAUGCUGCAAGAGGAAACGCAUCAAAGAGGACAAGAGAGACAGGGAGGGAAGAAUUCCUAAGAGAUUGGUUGAAAGACGUUGGAGCUGAGGGCGAAGAGGAAUCGGAGUGUGAGGAAAAUGAAGAUGGAAUGUAUCGAAGAAGAUGCCCCAGAACCGGUGAAGAAAUCCUGCUAGUUAUCUCUGCUCAGUGGGAGUGA
Messenger RNA from Paramuricea clavata, 387 nucleotides. The record is from the annotation of a GenBank genome assembly. Lineage: Eukaryota; Metazoa; Cnidaria; Anthozoa; Malacalcyonacea; Plexauridae.